GGCCAAGACACACUCGUCUCCGAAUAUUUUCUGGAAACAGUUCCAUCAGUAAAGAAAAUUAUAAAAUCAGUCCUUAAUAUUUGGAUAAUAUCUCGAGUGAUUAUUUUCAAAGAAAAAAAAUAAAUCUCCAUAAACAUGAAGACAUUUAUUAUUUUUGGACUUUUUGUUGCUGUUGCAAUGGCUGUGCCAAUGCCAGAAGCAGAUAAUGAGAAAUUAAACUGUUUUGAUCACGAGGAUUCAUUGUUACCUUGCCUAGCUGUCAAGGCUAACAGUAUGAUCGCAAGAGCUGCACGAUCAAGCAAUAUUAACAUUAUCCCAGGAGUCCACCUUGUCGCAGACAAACCAUUGGAACGUUCAGCUAAAUCUUUAGAAACUGAAACUGAAAAAGAGGUAAUGGGCAAACUUUCGGAUGAUCCAGUCAACCAAACUGUCCAACUUGCUUCAAAACUUUAUGAAUCUGCAUCAUCAUUAUUGAACAGUCACAGUCUGAAAGUUGAUUUAUCUGAAAGUUCCAUCUCCCGUUCAUUCGAAGAAGAACUUUUGAAUUUUCUUCCAGCACGCACUAAGCUCAAGAAGACUCAACUCUUCCCAAUAAUCGGUGCACUUGGAGCAAAAUUCUUCUUCCUCAUUCUGCCAGUUGUCUUCGGUGGACUCAGUCUUCUUGUAUUGAAAUCUCUUUUCUUCAGUAAAUUGGCUCUUAUUCUCGCUGGAGUACUUGGCUUCCAAAAAUUCUUUGGAUCAGGCAGUAAUGUGGGAUCUUAUGCAUCAAACCUUUUGAACAAAGUACAGCCAGCUAGCACAUACUACGAUAAUGCUAAUCAAGCAUGGCAAAACCAAGCACCAGCUGCUCAACCAACUCAAGGAGGAUACUACAAACGUAGCAUUGACGAUCAAAAAAUAGCCCAAAAUCUUGCUUAUUCUGCUCAUGUUUCUGCUGAUAAUAAUCCAAGUUCUUAGAAUGUGAAAUUUAAUAAAGAUUCAGUGGAGAUCAACACGACUGCUAAGUUAGUAUUUAUAAUAAACGUGUAUUUAUUUUAUACAAAUCAAAGUAGCGUUUCAUACUUUUAU
This is a messenger RNA of Aphidius gifuensis, 1068 nucleotides long. RefSeq lists its product as uncharacterized. The record is from RefSeq and is a predicted model, not a curated record. The coding region runs from base 136 to 957 and encodes 273 amino acids. The transcript is spliced from 3 exons. Lineage: Eukaryota; Metazoa; Arthropoda; Insecta; Hymenoptera; Braconidae.